Rhinichthys klamathensis goyatoka is the source of this 2261-nucleotide messenger RNA. It is a transcript of the gene bora, whose product is annotated as bora aurora kinase A activator. Gene Ontology annotation, biological process: regulation of mitotic nuclear division; regulation of mitotic spindle organization; activation of protein kinase activity. Gene Ontology annotation, cellular component: nucleus; cytoplasm. The record is from RefSeq and is a predicted model, not a curated record. Bases 128 to 1807 code for a protein of 559 amino acids. The transcript is spliced from 12 exons. Gene Ontology annotation, molecular function: protein kinase binding. Lineage: Eukaryota; Metazoa; Chordata; Actinopteri; Cypriniformes; Leuciscidae.
UCUUGAGCGAAAAUUAAAUCAGACGUUGGAAGCCCAUCAGAGAUCGCGGUUGGGCUUGUUUGCGUCUCGUUGCGUUGUAAGUAUUUAAUUAAGAACAUUAAUCACCUGGUAAAAAUCACAUCAAAACAUGUCAAGAUUGCAAACUAAGAAAGCCAGCUCGUCUCUGGACGCCGUUUUUAAGAUGGGAGAUAUAGCAGAGAUUCAUAUAACACCCGAGACUCCAGGAAGACCUGCUAUUCUGAACCCGUUUGAGAGCCCAAACGAUUAUCACCGUCUGCAUGAGCCUCUGAUGCCCAGCCCGUCGGUGUUCAAAAGCUCCAAGAGCUCAUCUGCGACACCAGCCAAGUUCAAGUGGUCCAUUGAUGAAAUGGCAAAUUUACUUCCUGUGGAAAUAGACCCUGAGGACAUUCACCGCCAGGCUGUGUUUCUGAGCCAAGCCAGGGCAGAUUCUGAGAUUGAGGCAAAACGGCAACAUGCUAUUGAACAGUUUUUCACUAAAGGUGCCAUUGUUCCCUCUCCAUGGGGACCACUCACAGCUAAACAAUCAAUAAAACUGCCACAUCAGAAAAGUCCGUUGUCCCCACUGGUAACAGAGGAGCCUCCGCCACCAAAGAAAAUCAAUGCCAUCUGUCAGACAGUCCUGUCCCUACCAGUGGACUUCAAUCUUGAGAAAGUUCUGGGUGAUUACUAUAAGACAGAAGAGUUAACUGAACAGGUGCAGGAAAGCCUUAGCUCCUCUUCAUUGCGACGUAAGCUGUUUCUGGAUGGUCAUGACAGCGGUUCUGAGUCUUCUACCCCUUCCAGCCCAGAUAGAAAUUCCCAUAACAUACCUCCCAGCAGUCGAGAGAUGAUGUCUUCUGUUAUUGUCUCUCCACUUCAGUGUGGCAUUCCAACCGGGACGCCAUUGUCUGGCCAGUUUUCUUCCAGUCCCAUCCGAGGCCAGUGUCGAGCCUACAGUCUGGGCAGUAUCACAAGUCCAAUGUUUUCAGAGAGAUCUUCUCCUGCUUUUAAAUCUCCUAUUCUGUCGCCCAUCAGACUUCAGCAUUCUGUGACGCCUGUAUCAGGUGAGAGGAAAAGGCUGUCGUUUCUGUCCCCCAGUGGUGUUCCUACGGGCAGCUCGGACAUGGACGUGAACCGAUGUGGAAAUAGCCCAUUGGUGGAGGGCUGUUCCCCUAUUCGCAGCUGCUCCCCCUUUCAGUCCAGACCCAGAGUCUGUAUGUGGGCCUCUCCUACUCACAUUUCCCCAAUCCUCCACGACAAGGAGAACAUCCAUCCCAGUGAACCUUUACCCACCAUGGACCUGGACGCCAGCUCGACAGGGCCUCAUGCCCAGCGAGAAGGACUGCUAUCAGGGGGAAGUGAGUCAGAGGCCUCUGUGGAUGUUUCAGAGCAAAUGGAUCAAGACGAGCAGUUUGUGAAGGAUACGGAAGGAAAUAUUGAGACCGACAAAAGUGAAGAUGAGGAGGAUGAGGUCAUCAGCAGGUGCAGAGAGGAAUCCUGUGGUUGGGUUCCUGAAGAGGACACUGCGUCACCAGCUAGACUGUCCAGCUCUCGAACAGGCAGUGUGCCUAACGCUGAGAGUACGCACAUGUUCGUAUCCCUGCUAGCGGAAGGGAGCAUCACACCGUAUGACAUUAGCAUGCAGGUGGAUAGCGGUUAUAACACUCACUCGGUUUGCACUAACAGCUUAAUGGACGCCCUCAGUUCAGACAGCCAGAGUAAGGAAAUGCUGGACACACACACUGCUGAGGAGGGUGUACCUUUCACUAGACACACUAAGCCAAAGUUGUUCAUCCCACUGCACUGAGCAUGAGGGACAAAACAGGCACUUUACACACUCUUAUGCCCAAAGCUGUGGAGGAGACAUGAUUUACACAUCAAGCUGAAUACUGAUUUCAUCUCAUAGAGAAUGCUGAAUACUGUGGUUGGUAUUACUGUCUGAGCCUUAAAGUUUUUUUGUACUGACUAAUCCACAGCAUUAUUUAUUCUUGCUUCAAAAAUGAAUGAAUUUGAGACUUGAAUAAGAUUUUUGUAUGGUUUUGAUUGUGGAAUGUAAAUGUAGCUUGCAAUAACUUUUGUUAAGAGGAUGGGGAGGUAUGUAACCAUUUCCUCUAGCUGUUUUUAUAGGGCCUUUUUUUUUUUUUUUUUACAAUCUUAAAAUAAUUUAUGAAUUAAUCACUAAAACAUAUGGAGAUACCACAAGGUAUACAUGUAUAUUAUGGCAGCAUGUGUAUCUGAAUUGUAAUAAAACGUCUUAAAAA